AUGCUGCCCACUCUGAACUCCAUGCAGGCUCGCAAGCCCAACCUGUACCCAACAUGCGUGUGUCGACGAUGCGAGCUCGAGAAGGAGGAUAACGAUCACGUCUGGAAAUGCCCUUCGGCAGCUGAGACCACCACUGAGAUCUGGAAGGAGGCCAUGGGCAAGAUUAAUGAGUGGGGUGUGCAGGCGACAAACAGCUACAACGCAGCCAGGAAGCGAGAAUACAAACGCGCGGUGGACAGAGGUCGUCAGGUACCGAGGCCAGUACCCAUACACUGGUGGCCCCCUUCGGAUGCGGAUCAUGUGCGAGGAUUUUCCUCCAUCGGUGGAGCUCGAGCCGUGCACAGCGGUAGUCAAGCUCCCGAUCGAGACGAGAAACCGAUGUGGAAUGUGUCGGAUCUCCUCCGCGGCAUCACCCCCUUGAGCAUGUUGACUGAAUGGUCCGCGGUCUUCCGGACCCCAAUGUCCAUCGCCAAGACAGUCCUUCACAAGUUUGUUGGCUACCUGGAGGCGCAGGCCUCGGAGCUGAUCUGGAAACCUCGGUGCUCCGAGACGAUCGCGUGGGAACAAAGCCAGGGCAUCUCUGCCAAGGACAAGACAUCCAAGUACACAGGCCCCCGAGGUGACUGGAGUCAAGGAUACGGUUACAUCACGCACGAUGGUUUCUCAGCGACAAUUGUUGCGCAGAGCCAGGUUCUGGACCGGACUGCGACUGGUGGAUGGUGCACUGAAGAGUUUGGUCUGAAGCGAGAAUACACCAGGAAGCGAGAAUACAAACGCGCGGUGGACAGAGGUCGUCAGGUACCGAGGCCAGUACCCAUACACUGGUGGCCCCCUUCGGAUGCGGAUCAUGUGCGAGGAUUUUCCUCCAUCGGUGGAGCUCGAGCCGUGCACAGCGGUAGUCCAGCUCUCGAUCGAGACGAGAAACCGAUGUGGAAUGUGUCGGAUCUCCUCCGCGGCAUCACCCCCUUGAGCAUGUUGAAUGAAUGGUCCGCGGUCUUCCGGACCCCAAUGUCCAUCGCCAAGACAGUCCUUCACAAGUUUGUUGGCUACCUGGAGGCGCAGGCCUCGGAGCUGAUCUGGAAACCUCGGUGCUCCGAGACGAUCGCGUGGGAACAAAGCCAGGGCAUCUCUGCCAAGGACAAGACAUCCAAGUACACAGGCCCCCGAGGUGACUGGAGUCAAGGAUACGGUUACAUCACGCACGAUGGUUUCUCGACAAUUGUUGCGCAGAGCCAGAUUCUGGACCGGACUGCGACUGGUGGAUGGUGCACUGAAGAGUUUGGUCUGUAG
Molecule: messenger RNA, 1290 nt
Organism: Linnemannia hyalina
Lineage: Eukaryota; Fungi; Mortierellomycota; Mortierellomycetes; Mortierellales; Mortierellaceae
Source: the annotation of a GenBank genome assembly